Molecule: messenger RNA, 507 nt
Organism: Thelazia callipaeda (thelaziosis nematode)
Lineage: Eukaryota; Metazoa; Nematoda; Chromadorea; Rhabditida; Thelaziidae
Source: the annotation of a GenBank genome assembly
AUGUUUGGAGGAGCAGCGGCUGUCUGUGUAAUACAUACAGCUUUUUGUUCCUGUAGUUGUGCUUAUGUACUGAGUGAGUGCAGGAUUGAAUGUGCAUGUUUGGUGGCAUAUGUGCGCAGCUUUUCGUCUGCUAGUUGUAUGGAGAGUUGUGCAAAUAAAAAACCAAAACUUCCUGCUCUGAAUUCAUUCAUCACAGUCAGUGAAGCAGUAGAUGUGUAUUGUUUAGAGUUCGCGCUUGGUAAUGCAUCGCUUAAAGUGAUUGAGGAGACACGGUCGUUGCCUUCCGCAUUCACCACAACCAUUGGCGGUGAAUCAGGAAGGUAUGGAGAGUACUUGAUUGGGUACCUUCGUGUCAUGCCUUCAUUCAUUAAUGACAUGAAGGAAUUGUACCUCAAUUUUGUUGCACCGGUAACACCGCUAGCUGGAAGUAGCGGUGAUAUCAUGAAUGGUGCCAUCACCAGCAAUGAUUACAAGGGUGGUGGUAACCCGUUCGCCGGUGUGACAUGA